CCGCGGCCACUCCGCCGGCACCGCGACCUCGAGGCACACGCGCGCCAUCGCUCGCUACGCGCAGCAACGCCGGCCCCUCGCGGCCAGGAGCCCUCCUAGGCGCUUCCGACACCCUCACUCUCGACACUUCACCACCGGGGGCUUACCGCCACGGACGCCGGCGUUCGCACACAGGGCUCGCCGGAUAAAAGAGAUGGAAAUCGUGCCCGAAGGGAAAAACUUUCGAUUGGUUUCAGAAGACGAGCUUCCAGCAGUGGCUGAUGUUUUAGUACAGUAUAUGCCUGAAUCUUUAAAGUUUCAUCAAACGAUUCAAACAUAUCUAAACAACAAGGUGUGGGACUUCAACUUUUAUGUAGCGAAGAAUUGGCCAGAGGACCCGAUUUGUCUGCAUUUCCCCGGCUGCACUAGUACGCCGAAUAAAACUACAUACGAGAGCGUGACAGUGUUUUGUCCUUCGGAGCGCUCAGAGCUGGUCGACUUGCUGACGUCAGAAGACAUUCUCUUAGACCUGACCCAGCCGUUGUACCUGAACUUUACUCACGAGGCCAUCGUCGAACGCUUGGAGAGGCACUAUGAGGGGCACGACAAGAUUACUGGCGAUGUCUACGUCUGCGAGAACCCACCUAAAGACGACAGUACUGAUGGGCUGGCACAGGACGUGGAGUUAGUGCGCCUGCAGCCGGAGCACAUGAAGGCGGUGCACGACCUGUACCCGGCCAGCGACAUCGAGUGCCGCGAGGUGUUCGAGAAGCUGGUGGCCGAGCUGCCCGCCUACGGCAUCUUCGUGGAGGGGCAGCUGGCCGCGUGGAUGGUGCAGUCGUACUACGGCGCCAUGUUCUCCAUGCAGACGCGGCCCGAGUUCCGGCGCAAGGGCUACGGCAUCUACCUGGCGCGGCGGCUGACGGCCGAGGUGGCGGCGCGCGGCUACAAGCCCUUCGUGGUGAUCCGGCCCGAGAACGCGGCGUCGCGCGCGCUCUACACCAAGCUGGGCUUCACGCGCGCCUUCCGCACGCAGCGCGCCGUCAUGCGGCCCCGCUAGCCGCCGCCCACACUACCAGAUUUUAUUUUUUUAAGACUUUUGAAUAAAAUCAAUUUAGCUUGCGAUCUUUGAUCGUCUAGAAAAUUUUAGUAGUAGCUUUAAGAUGGAGCGGCUAGUGCUCUCGGUCCGACCCAAGUCGAUACGACAGGUGUUAGCUCCGUUUUGCGCUUGUACAUGCUGAUAAUUCGAAUCAUUCCAACAAUAAACAUGGCGUCUGCUUCUUAAUAAUCUGUGGACCCAAGAGUGUGUACAAGCGCAGUUAGACUUCUAUAGGGCCUCUGCGAUAUUUUUCUGCCGUUAGCGUUUUUAAUCUCCUAGUAUUUACUUCUUAUUGAUGACAACGAAUGGCUUUCAUGUUGGGCGCUACUUACAAGCCUGCCUACAUUUUGAUACGUAUCUAUUAAAUAGCUAAUGCCUCUUCACUGCGCUUCAAGUCAGAUUCGAGAGCUGUAGCCGUUUGCUGCGUUCUCUGGCGCUAGCCUAGUUACUGAUAUCAACAAUAUCCGUGAUUGCAAAUACUUGGAACUCACCAAAUCAGAUUACAAUCAACCUAACACCUUCUACAUGUAGCUUGAGUCAGUUAGAACAAAAAAGAUUGCGAUCCGUUUCCCAGUAUUUGUGAACACGGUAACUCUACUCAUUUAGGCGAACGCUUCAUUACCACUCGUUGACCGAGCGAAAACUGUUCUGUCUCAUGGUUUAUAAAAUUUUUGGGACCCGUUAUGAUCUGUGUGAUAAAAAAGGUGUUAGUUCUUAACAUUGACGUACUUAAAAAUGUAUAAAAAUGAGAAAGAAAGGUAGCCGUCGUUGCACCCAGUUUGCACAAUUCGAAAAAUUUAAUCAAGCACCUUUUAAAAGACAAAGCAACAAAAAAAUUAAAUAAACAUGUUAAAUGAAAACGUUUAUGUAAGUAUAAUGAAAAUGGAUUCAGUAAAAGCGGAGGGAAGAAGUGAACAUUAUUUUAUUUUUAUUUUUUAAGUUCAAAGAAAUGUGAUUUGCUAAAUAAUCAUUAUAACCGUAAGUAUACCUGUUGUCUAGAUAUUUUCAUAAACAUAGAGUUAAAAAUUUAAAUAUAACGUGACUAGUUUUCAGUUAGUUAUUAUUAGUUUUUUUUAUAGCAAACAAGCUUUAUAUCAAGUACAUGGGAUAAAUCAUUUAAAAUUUGAUACGAAAAGUAGAUAGGUAUUUUAAUACGGGAAUGUAUUUUACUAUUAUAUCGACGUAUUGUAAUGAAAAACGUUUGCUAUUCUUAUGUAUACCCAAAUAUGAAUUAGAAAUAUUAAUUUAAUCAUCGAUUUUUACCUUAUAAUGGAUAUUAUUGUGUGAUAUGAUAAUAUUUAUUGCUUUUUGAAUAAUUUUAUAUUAAUUUGGCCAAUUUGUAGUAUUUAUUGUCUUCCUAAGACAUUUGAUGAAAUACUAGGUAUGAUGGAACUGGUCUUAUGACAAAAGCGGGUAGUAAGUAAAAAAGACGCGUUUAUAUUACAUACGAAUAUGUAAUAAAUACUUCAUGAAUUCCAUUAGUUUCUCCGUGUUCUGGUCGGAACUGCACCUGUAAUUUAUAUGAUUGCAACACUGAAUUAUGAUUGGUUUAAAAAAAAAUUGGCAAAGGGCCUGAAAUUGUAAAUUUAUUGCUCAAUAAUUGGAGCUUCCGAUUAUUAAAUUCAUAAAAGGAAAAUUAUUGCCAAAUUAAUGAUUGUGUAUUGUUCUUGCAUUUUAUUGUAAUAAUUGUUUAAAAAGAAUGUGCUUGUCUUUGUUUGUGUCAAAGUUAUUUAAAACUGGAUGAAAGGAUAAAAAAAAAUCUAACCUGCUAACUUCAUUGUUUUAUCAUCUAAUUUAGUAUUUUUCUUAUAAACAGGUGGUAUGCCAGUCAACUGUUUUAAUGUUCAACUGUUUAUCUGAAAACAUAACAUUCAUACGAACCAUACAAUCAUGCUAAAAGCUUCCCUACAUACAAGUAGGUACAUGUCAAAUAAGUAGAUCGAGAUUUCUUAAAAAUUAUUAAUUGUAAGUACAUUUUCUCUGAACACCCUUACCUACUUACUUAUGUACCUAAAUAAAUAUAAACUAAAGUAAAAGGACUCGUUCCGUCCUGUAAGCUGCAGUUGACCUGAUUCGCAGUGUGUUUCAAUGAUACAGAAAAUUAUAAAGAAUGUAGUUCCAUUCUGUAUUGUUUAUCAGUUUAUCACUUACCAACCUUGCAAAGGUGUUGAAACAAUAAAAACUAAACCUACUA
This is a messenger RNA of Trichoplusia ni (cabbage looper), 3272 nucleotides long. RefSeq lists its product as uncharacterized. The record is from RefSeq and is a predicted model, not a curated record. NCBI's taxonomy places the organism in Eukaryota, Metazoa, Arthropoda, Insecta, Lepidoptera, Noctuidae. The coding region runs from base 194 to 1039 and encodes 281 amino acids. Gene Ontology annotation, molecular function: acyltransferase activity, transferring groups other than amino-acyl groups. The transcript is spliced from 5 exons.